Molecule: messenger RNA, 2698 nt
Organism: Hippocampus zosterae (dwarf seahorse)
Lineage: Eukaryota; Metazoa; Chordata; Actinopteri; Syngnathiformes; Syngnathidae
Gene: crispld1a
Product: cysteine-rich secretory protein LCCL domain containing 1a
Exons: 15
Coding region: 295-1866 (523 amino acids)
Cellular component (GO): extracellular region
Source: RefSeq, a predicted model, not a curated record
AAAUGUUGGAAAGCGAUGCUUGAGGAGGCUCUGGUGCACGGUGGACACAAAAGGCAAGCAAACUUUGGUGCGCGUGUCACUCUGAGUCCCACAUGAGCUCUUCACGUCACUGGAGCCUUUCAGGGCGGAUUUCGAACUAGGUGCUGCAAACUUUAUUUGUUGCACGCCAACAGGAUUUCAUUCGAUGGACUGCAAGUGAAUCCAUUUAAGGUCACAUAAUCCAAUGCUGAGGAGUGCCUCUCCAUCCUCACACCACAUCCAUCCCAUCUGGCAUUUGACAUAAAAAAAAAAAAAAUGAGACUCGCAUCACCAAACCGGCCAAGGGGCUUGUCCCUGCUGCCGCUGUUGCUACUACUGCUGCUCACCCAGAGGGCCGUUUCCAUAGCAACAACCAACUCUACUGGCUGGCAGCAGAUUCUGGACAAGUACCUGGACGAGGAUGGCGAGUGGUGGGAGGCCAAGCAGAGGGGGAGGAGAGCCAUCACCGACAGUGACGCUCAGCUCAUACUGGACCUGCACAACAAGCUCCGAGGUCAAGUGUAUCCCCAAGCGUCCAACAUGGAGUACAUGGAGUGGGACACCGAGCUGGAGCGCACGGCGGAGGAGUGGGCCGAGACCUGUCUGUGGGAGCACGGUCCUGCGGGUUUACUGCCACAGAUUGGACAGAAUCUGGGAGCUCACUGGGGGAGGUAUCGCCCGCCCAGCUUCCAUGUUCAGGCCUGGUACGAUGAAGUGAAAGACUACUCUUUUCCUUAUCCCCAAGAGUGUAACCCCUACUGCCCAUUCCGAUGUUCCGGCCCGGUGUGCACGCAUUACACCCAGCUGGUGUGGGCCACCAGCAGUCGGAUUGGCUGCGCCGUCAAUUUGUGCUACAACAUGAAUGUGUGGGGACAGAUUUGGGCCAAGGCUGUGUACCUUGUGUGCAACUAUUCACCAAAGGGGAACUGGUGGGGCCAUGCGCCUUACAAACACGGGGCCCCCUGUUCCGCGUGUCCUCCCAGCUAUGGAGGUGGCUGCAAGGACAACCUUUGCUAUAAAGGCCACAAUACUCAACUUGCAGCAGAGGAAAGAGAGGAAAAUAACUUUAUCGAGCCGGAAGCCCCCCGUACGACUCAGAAGAUCCGGCCCCGGGUUUCAAAGCCCGAGGCUCCCAGUCUUCCUGCUCCCGCCACCAAGAUCCACGCAGAUGACCUGCCAAAAAAUGAAGUGGUCAACACACAGCAAAUGUCUCAACUCGUGACCUGUGACACCAAACUUCGAGAUCAGUGUAAAGGAACGACAUGUAAUAGAUACGAAUGCCCCGCGGGAUGCUUGGAUGCUACAGGGAAAGUAGUUGGGACAGUUUACUAUGAAAUGCAGUCCAGCGUGUGCCGGGCCGGUCUCCAUGCCGGCGUCAUCGAUAAUGAUGGCGGAUGGAUGGAUGUAACGAGACAGGGAAGAAAGGACUUUUUCAUCAAGUCUAACAAGAAUGGAGUCCAGUCACUGGGGAAAUACCAGAGUGCCAAUUCAUUCACGGUAUCCAGAGUAGCAGUGAAAGCAAUCACCUGCGAGACCACUGUUGAACAACUGUGUCCUUACCAAUGGCCUCCAAAGCAUUGCCCGAGGUUAUACUGCCCAAGUAACUGUUUAGAAGACAACCCGCACAUCUCCAGAGUCAUCGGCACCAGAAUAUACUCUGAUAAAUCGAGUAUUUGCCGGGCGGCGGUCCAUGCUGGGGUCAUCAGGAACGACGCGGGCGGUUACAUCGACGUGAUGCCGACAGACAAGCGGAAACUCUACACCGCCUCCAGCCAAAAUGGCGUCGUCUCAGAGAGUCUUCAGAAUCCUCCCGGCGGGAAGGCGUUUCGUGUUUUCGCCGUGAUUUGAGCGACUCCCUCGUGCGCAGAGCACAUUCCCGCUUGUGAAUAGGCGCUAAUCAAAGCCUUCCGUCACAGCCCACGGCCCGAAACGUUUCUUGCCUUUGCCGCGCUGGCAAGGGGUCAGAGGUCGUCUCCAUGACGGCGUAAACAAACACUUGACACGUACAUGAGGAGAAGCGGUGGGCACACACGCCCGCCGCAAAGGAUGCUCAGCUUUUGUGGGAAAUAAUCCCGCUAUAAAUAGAUGCAAGGAUGGAUGUUUUGUACAUCACGUUUGCUCGAAUUGUGUGACGUUUUAACAACUCUCCCGAGAAGGAUUUUAUUUUUACGAAACAACAACAAUAAAAACAAAACAAUGAAAUAAAAGACAUGAUAUAUCAUUAUAGUGGCACUUAUAUAUCAUUUUGCUUGUCUGGCACAUUUUUACUGGUGCUCCUGAAUAGGUUUGUGUUCUAUGUUGUACUUAAAAUGUAAGGAGGAGGGAAAAAAACAAAACAAUCUAUUUUUAUAUGAUCACGCUCUCGAUGUAUCGGUAUGGUGUUUAAAGAACGCUGUGUUAUGUUGUUAUAUGUUUGAAAAUUCCGCUGGCAGGAAGUAUAGUCAAUUGAUUGAUGUUCGAGAUGAUUUUUGUUUGAAUAUUUGAUCCCCGCCCAUUCAACAAGCCAUUUUGCUCUCAGAUCUGUCAAACCGAUGAUGUAACAGUUUUAUAUUGUGUAUCACUCGGACAAACCGUACAUCACUUCCUGGCAGUUCAUUUGACUUUGGUUUGUCAUACGCGUUACUGUUCCUACCUCAGGCUAUUGGGAAAAGUCUUUUUUGCAAUAAAUUACUCCAAUGAA